This is a messenger RNA of Oppia nitens, 793 nucleotides long. Its product is annotated as neprilysin-2-like. Gene Ontology annotation, cellular component: plasma membrane. NCBI's taxonomy places the organism in Eukaryota, Metazoa, Arthropoda, Arachnida, Sarcoptiformes, Oppiidae. Gene Ontology annotation, molecular function: metalloendopeptidase activity. Gene Ontology annotation, biological process: protein processing. The record is from RefSeq and is a predicted model, not a curated record. The transcript has 7 exons. Bases 83 to 793 code for a protein of 236 amino acids.
UUUUACAGAUAAUCGUCAAAAUAUUACCGAUAAUAAUAAUAUUUGUAACACUCCUACAUGUGUUAGGGAAGCGGUCAAUCUAAUGGAUAGUAUUGACGAAUCAGUCAAUCCGUGCCACGAUUUUUACCAGUUUUCGUGCGGCAAAUGGAUUGAUAAUAAACGCGAUUAUUCAUCAUUCAGUCAAUUUGGUGAACUUGAAAAUGAACUUAAUAACCAACUUAAAGGCUUUAUUAAUAAUAUAAAUGUUAAGACAGAACGUCAACCAUUCAUACGAAAUAUCAAACAUUUUUGCAACAGUUGUAGAAAUAUAUCUCAAUUAAAAAAGUUAGGCAGAAAACCAUUGGAUGAUCUGAUUGCCAAACUCGGCGGUUGGCCAGUGGUUAGUGGCGACAAUUGGACAGACAUCCAGUGGACGGACGUAUAUUUAAGACUACGUGAUUUCGGUGUCUAUACUGAUAUGAUGUUCUCAUUGAAAGUACAGACAGACUUACAAAAAAGUUCAACAAAAAUAUUAUAUAUUAAUAGUCCAAAGUUUGGUUUAGAUAGCCGUGAAGAAAUGCUUUUGGGAAACAAUGAUAAGUCAAUUAAAGCAUACAAAACAUUGAUUAGGAAAACAUUGGGAAAACUGGGAGUUAAACAACAAGUGGUCGAACCGUACGUCGAAAAACUAUUCAAUUUUGAGCUACAGUUGGCUAAUAAUUCAAUGCCCAAAGAGGCCAAACGUAAUCUUACAAUAAUUUACAAUAAAAUAACAAUCAAACAGUUGAUUCAAUUGGCACAAAAUGUAUAUUGA